Messenger RNA from Gasterosteus aculeatus aculeatus (three-spined stickleback), 2850 nucleotides. The record is from RefSeq and is a predicted model, not a curated record. NCBI's taxonomy places the organism in Eukaryota, Metazoa, Chordata, Actinopteri, Perciformes, Gasterosteidae.
CUCCACUGAACUCCAACCCCCGCGCUCUCUAUCAGCAUCUCAUUCCUGUUUCAAUAUGUCUCAAGAUGGCGGCCAAUGCAGGAUCGAUGUUUCAAUAUUGGAAGCGCUUUGACUUACAACAACUACAGAAAGAACUCGACGCCACCGCCACACAGCUUGCCAACAGACAGGACGAGAGUGAACAGUCCAGGAAGAAACUAAUCGACCUGAGCCGUGAGUUCAAGAAGAGCACACCAGAGGAUUUCCGGAAACAGGUCGCCCCUUUGCUCAAGAGCUUCCAAGGAGAGAUCGAUGCCUUGAGUAAGAGAAGUAAAGAAGCAGAGGCCGCCUUCUUGAACGUGUACAAGAAAAUAAUUGAUGUCCCAGAUCCUGUACCUGUGUUGGAGCUGGCUCAGCAGCUGCAGCUGAAGCUCCAGAGGAUGCACGACAUUGAGACGGAGAACACCAAACUCCGCGAGACACUGGAGGACUACAACAAAGAGUUUGCAGAGGUCAAAAACCAAGAGGUGACCAUUAAGGCCUUGAAGGAAAAGAUCCGAGAGUACGAGCAGUCUCUGAAGAAUCAAGCCGAGAACUUGGCCCAAGAGAAGCAGCUCCAGCUACACAACGACUAUGCAGAGAAGGAGAGGAAACUCCAGGAGAGCCAGGACUCCAUGUCCUCAAGGUUGGAAGAGGCCGAACACAAAGCCCAGUCCCUGCAGACAGCACUUGAAACGACUCAGGCCGAACUCUUCGAUUUGAAGACCAAGUAUGACGAGGAGUCCACAGCAAAGGCCGAUGAGAUCGAGAUGGUGAUGACCGAUCUGGAGAGAGCCAAUCAGCGAGCAGAAACGGCUCAACGAGAGACUGAGUCGCUGAGGGAGCAGCUGUCCUCGACUAACCUGUCCCAGCUCGGCAGCCCGGCCGAUGCCGACACCGACACGGAACAGCAGGCGGAGGCAGCGUCCCACUCAAGUCUGGAGGCGGAGCUUAGGGCCAAAGAGAGGGAGACCGCCCAGCUGGUGGAGGAUGUCCAGAGACUGCAGGCCAGCCUGACCAAACUCAGAGAGACUACCAGCUCCCAGAUCACACAGCUGGAGCAGCAGCUCAGCAGCAAGACUGCCGUUCUCAAGGAACUGGAGGACAAACUGCAGAAGCAAACUGACUAUGAGGAGGUGAAGAAGGAGUUGAGUAUCCUGAAGUCUAUGGAGUUUGGAACAUCUGACUCUGUGCAGGACUCCUCCAAACCUCUGGAGGUGCUGUUGCUGGAGAGGAACCGCAGUCUUCAAUCCGAGAGCGCCGCUCUGCGCAUUGCCAACACUGAGCUCAGCGGCCGUUAUUCCGAGCUGCAGGUGGAGUUCUCGUCUGCCGUGCGGACCAGUGGCGAGCAGAAGGAGCUCAUCCUGAAGCUGGAACACGACCUGAGCACCAUCCAGGCCAUGUCCUCCCUGCCGCGCCCCGACGCAGACGGGUCGGAGGUCAGCAACAUGGGGAACAUCCCGGAUCCCAUCAAAGAGGCCUCUGCGAUGUUUACUGGUUCAGGCUUGGGCCCCCAUGCCGAGCUUCCCCAGGGUCAGAUGGACUCUCUGCUCUCCAUCAUCUCCAGCCAGAGGGAGAGGUUCCGCUCCCGCAAUCAGGAGCUGGAAGUUGAGAAUCGCUCCAUGCAGCAGACCAUGCAGGCGCUGCAGAAUGAGCUGGACAGCCUGAGAGCAGACAACAUCAAACUCUACGAGAAAAUCAAAUUCCUGCAGAGCUACCCUGGCAAAGCUGGCGGCAGCGACGACACUGUGAUGCGUUACUCCUCCCAGUACGAGGAGAGACUGGAUCCGUUUGCUUCCUUCAGUAAGAAGGAGCGUCAGCGUCGAUACCUGAGCCUCAGCCCGUGGGACAAAGCAACCCUGAGCCUCGGCCGUGGGAUUCUCUCCAACAAGAUGGCCAGGACUGUUGCUUUCUUCUACACCUUGUUCCUGCACUGUUUGGUCUUCCUGGUGCUGUACAAAACCGCCUGGAGUGAGAGUAUCGGUAGAGAUUGCUCCGCCUUUUGCGCAAAAAAGUACUCUGACCACCUGCACCGUUUCCAUGAGAACGACCAAAACCUCUGAGCUGGUUCAGCAGCAUGCAUGUCCUGCACGUAGAGCUGAUCGUGCUCCUGAGGACUGAGCUUCACCUUUUUGUUUCUGCAGUAACUCAAAUCUCCACUAGGAGGCGGUGCAGGGCUGUGAACCGCAAAUCAAAAGGUCGAUAGAUUCAAAGAUGGGUUCUUCUUCUUUUCAUUUCCUGAUUCUUGAUCUUUAACAAGUUGCUAUUAAUAUAUACACGUCUAGCAAAAUAGUAACAGACGGUUCCGUCUUAUACGUAAUAAACAUAAUAAUGAGAGCCAAUUAUUCAUAAUGUUAUUAUUAAUCUAUUAAUCAGUGGCAGUGUAGAACAAAAAUAUAAUGAAGACAUUAUUGGGGUUCUUUGUGGGUUAGGUUGGAAUUUAGAGUAAUUUGAGAAUUAAAUUAAUAAAGACCAGGUUGAUUUAUUACUUCAGGUAAUAUGGUAAAUGUUAUUAGUUUAAUUGCAGAUUGUAAUGGGUAAUGUGGUUCAUAAAGGAUGAGGUGGUCAUUUUAAGAGGUGGUGGAACAAAUCAUACAGUAGUUAAGUUUACUUAUCAUUCCUCUGAGGUUUUACUACUCUACUCAACUACUAUGAGUGAUUAAGCAUAAAGUUUAAUAAAAUGUGUCUUUGGCACAAAGAGAUCAAGGUUUGCAGCAAUAACACACUAGCGGUUAAUGAGUCUUUUCUUUUCCAAGACGGAGUACUGUGCAUUCUCCGGCUUACUUUCUUUUGGCAAUGCAGAUAUAUUCCAAAUAAAGGCUAUGCGCUAUU